CAUACCAAACGUGACAGUUCAUGUUUAAACUUGCUUUGCGUCGACUCGUAUAACAAUAAGCAAAACAAAACAGUGGAAGUAAACAAAAGUUUAUUAAGGUUUAAAUUGUUCACACAGUCAUGUAAGUUUGACAUAUGUAAGUUGCUUAUAUACUGACUUUAGUAUUCAAUGUUUGGACAGUGUUGUUUUAAAAAAAGAUUCAUACACGUUUAUGUUCUAGUUGAGGUGAAAUAGGAUUGUUUAUCAAAACUAAAUAUUCAAGAUGGCGACCUUUUCUCAGUCAACUGUGGCUAAAGGCUCUGACUCAGUUAUAGACUUUUGUUGUUCGCCAUGUCUAGAACACAAAACUGACCAGUGGGCGGAGUUUUACUGCGAAAACUGUCUUAAAUUUUAUUGUGCAAACUGUAUAAACCUUCAUGGUCAGUUGUUUGGGAAACACGUGACAUAUGGAAGGAGAGAAACAAAAAAGUGGCCAGUGCCCAAAGAAGUGGAGGAUUUCCUUCAAAAAUGUGACAUUCAUGAAGGAAAACGUCCAGAAUUGUUUUGUUAUGACCACAGUCAGCUGUGUUGCACUGAUUGUUCUUUUCUCAAUCACAGACAAUGUGUUAAAGUGACACUGAUAUCCGAGUCAGUCAACGGACCUCCACCAGAUUUGCAGAGACUAUCAAGAAAGAUUCAAACUAUUCUUGUAGAACUACAGAGACUUCAGAAUAAUUGGGACACCAACAUGCAUUCUUUGCAGGUGUCGUACAACGAAGAAUUACAUGAAAUACGUCAAACACGCCAGAAAAUAAAUACAAUUUUAGACGAGAUUGAAAAGACCACCCUUAAAGAGCUAGAUGCUAAGAUGACCAGUUUGAGAGCUGCCCUCAAUACUGAUUUGGAAAAUUGCAACAAGCUAAAACAUGAACUUAAACGACUCAGUAACGCAAUAGAAAAUAUUAUUGAUAAGGGCAAAGCUGACCUUAUAUUUAUUGCAAGUAAGAAAUGCCUGGAAAAGAUAAAGCAGUCUGAAACGUACCUGAAGGAGAACUCUGUUCAGGUAGAAAAAUACUGGCAUUUCAGGCAGACAGUGAUGUUCAACAGUACUUGUCUAAAUUGUCAGGUCUCGGGAGAUUUGUUGUAUGUACUCAAGCUAUUCAUCUGCAAGGUGACCCAGACCAGGUAUUAACUGUCCACGAGAAUU
Messenger RNA from Dreissena polymorpha, 1186 nucleotides. RefSeq lists its product as uncharacterized. The transcript has 2 exons. The coding region runs from base 263 to 1171 and encodes 302 amino acids. The record is from RefSeq and is a predicted model, not a curated record. Lineage: Eukaryota; Metazoa; Mollusca; Bivalvia; Myida; Dreissenidae. Gene Ontology annotation, molecular function: zinc ion binding.